AAUGGAUCUAUGUAAGGGAAUACAGGUGCAGAAUGCAGCUGGUCACUUUGUGACUCCAACAGGUUUGAAGAAACGAAGUGGCAGAAAAACUAAGAAAGUAUUGCGUAGUUGGGUGGACAGGUUUCACAGGCAAAAGAAAAACUCUAGAUUGUCUGAGGCAAGCACUCCUGAGAUGUCAUCAGAAUCCUAUCAACCUAUCCAAAGCCAAACAUCAAGCAAAUGUUUGUCAUCGAAUAAUUCUGUGGCAGAUGGUAAGUCAGAUAUUGCAGUUGUAUGGAUAAUCAAGAUUUUGGACAAAUUUACAGUAUCUUAUUCAGUACAAUACUUAAUGGUAGCCCGGUGAAGCUGGAAUCACUCCUCAAAUACUGAGUGCUCAUAAUAUCCGUAUUCAAGAUCGUAACAAUCUCCCACUUUUGCUUCCCAACGAUCCUGUGAGCAAGACAAAGUACACAAGUUUCACCGAAUUCUUAAUGGUCAGUAAUUCUUUAAAAAACUCAUUAUUUACAGUUAUUAUUUAGAACUAUUCUAACCUUGUUACAAGAUUAUUGUAGGGCAUGCUUUUAUGAACACU
Molecule: messenger RNA, 571 nt
Organism: Coffea eugenioides
Lineage: Eukaryota; Viridiplantae; Streptophyta; Magnoliopsida; Gentianales; Rubiaceae
Exons: 3
Coding region: 2-343 (113 amino acids)
Source: RefSeq, a predicted model, not a curated record